Metarhizium album ARSEF 1941 is the source of this 1125-nucleotide messenger RNA. Its product is annotated as Dna-J like membrane chaperone protein. Gene Ontology annotation, biological process: cellular response to misfolded protein. Lineage: Eukaryota; Fungi; Ascomycota; Sordariomycetes; Hypocreales; Clavicipitaceae. The transcript has a single exon. The record is from RefSeq and is a predicted model, not a curated record. The coding region runs from base 1 to 1125 and encodes 374 amino acids. Gene Ontology annotation, cellular component: endoplasmic reticulum membrane. Gene Ontology annotation, molecular function: Hsp70 protein binding.
AUGCCUAGCGCCACAGCAUCCGGGGCGAACCCGGGCGGCGACUCAUCGGCUCGCUCCCGCGACCAUAAUCAGGGAAACCAGGGCAAGGUAUACACAGAAGAGCAAAGGGCGGCCGUCGUGCGUAUUCGAAAAUGCAACCCCGCGGCCUUUUAUGAUAUCCUGGCGCUGGAAAGCGUCAAGACGACGUGCACGGAAGCGGACAUCAAGAAGGCCUAUCGGAAACAGUCCCUUCUUACCCAUCCAGAUAAAAACGGCCACGAACAUGCCGACGAGGCUUUCAAGAUGGUCAGCCGAGCAUUUGGAGUUCUAGGUGACAAGGAGAAACGAGAGAAGUAUGACAAGUUUGGCACCGACCCCGAUAGUCGGUUUGCCAGCGCACAGGCGCAGAAUCCCUUCUCGGGAUUUGCCUCGCGGCAAGCAUCGGGAGGAAUGGGCCGUGGUGGUGCGGGCGUGUGGGAGGAAGAGGUGAGCCCGGAGGAGAUGUUUGCGAGAUUUUUUGGCGGCGGCGGCGGCCCCUUCGCAGGUGAGACGCGAACACGAUCCUUUCAAUCGCCGUCCCGGACUGGUACUGACAGGGCAGCCUUCGACGCAGGUCCCCAGUUUGUGUUCAAUCUCGGCGGCGGCCCGGGAAUUCGCGUCCACCAGUUUGGCGGCGCAAGACCGAGACGACGACCUCGAGAGGCACAGGAAGCCGAGCAGCAGCAAGGCGGGCUGCAGAACCUGAUGACCCUGCUGCCCAUACUGAUCUUCUUCAUCUUACCCAUGAUCUCGUCCCUGUUCACGGGCGGCUCCUCGGGCUCCUCGAUCCCCAUGAGAUACGACGAACCGCAGCCACCGUACACGGAGCGACGCUACACACCCAACCACAAAGUCAAGUACUAUGUCAAUCCUAGAGACGUGCAGUCGUUGAGCAAGUCGAAGCUUUCGCAGCUGGACCACACCGCCGAGGCGAAUUUCAUCCGGUUCCUGGACAACAAAUGCGAGCACGAAAACAUUGCCCAGCGUCGCCUGAGAGAAGACGCUAUGGGGUGGUUCUACGAGGACGCGGAAAAGAUGGAACAGGCAAACCGGUACCCCAAACCAAACUGUGACCGAUUGAGGUCGUUGGGGUACAGGCGGACAUGA